AUCUCCGUUAUGGCGGCUGCCGAGGCGCGGUGGAAUCAUGUGUGGGUCGGCACCGACACCGGCAUCCUGAAAGGGGUGAACCUUCAGCGCAAACAAGCGGUAAACUACACGGCGGCGGGACAGCCGCAGCGCGAGGAGGCGGUGAGCGCCCUGUGCUGGGGCGCGGGCGGCGAGACCCAGAUCCUAGUCGGCUGUGCCGAUAGGACAGUGAAGCUCUUCAGCACCGAGGAGGGCAGGUUCCAGGGCCAGAGGCACUGCCCCGGAGGCGAGGGCACCUUCCGAGGCCUCGCCCAGGUUGACGGCACCCUCAUCACGUGUGUGGAAUCUGGGAUACUUCGAGUGUGGCAUGACAAUGACAAGGAAGCAUCCUCUGACCCACUCCUAGAACUGAGAGUGGGCCCUGGGGUGUGUAGGAUGCGCCAGGACCCAUCUCGCCCCCAUGUGGUUGCCACGGGUGGGAAGGAGAAUGCUUUGAAGGUGUGGGACCUGCAGGGGUCUGAGGAGCCUGUGUUCAAGGCCAAGAACGUGCGGAAUGAUUGGCUUGACCUGAGAGUUCCCAUCUGGGACCAGGACAUACAGUUCCUCCCUGAGUCACAGAAGCUGGUCACCUGUACAGGGUACCAUCAGGUCCGUGUCUACGAUCCAGCCUCCCCCCAGCGCAGGCCAGUCCUCGAGGCCACCUAUGGAGAGUAUCCACUGACAGCCAUGACCCUCACUCCCGAGGGCAAUUCAGUGAUUGUGGGGAACACUCAUGGGCAGCUGGCAGAAAUUGACCUUCGGCAGGGGCGUUUACUGGGCUGUCUGAAGGGGCUGGCGGGCAGCGUCCGAGGGUUGCAGUGUCACCCUUCAAAGCCCCUCUUAGCCUCCUGUGGCUUGGACAGAGUCCUGAGGGUACACAGGAUCCGGAAUCCACGGGGCCUGGAGCAUAAGGUUUAUCUCAAAUCUCAACUGAACUGCCUCCUCCUAUCAGGCAGGGAUAACUGGGAGGAUGAACCCCAGGAGCCUCAACAGCCCAAUGAGGUGCCCUCAGAAGAUACAGAGACAGAUGAACUUUGGGCUUCUUUGGAGGCAGCUGCCAAGCGGAAGCUCCCGGAUUUGGAACAGACCCAAGGGGUUCUCCAAACCAGAAAGAGAAAAAAGAAGCGGCCUGGGUCCACCAAUUCCUGAAAAGCUUGUGCUCACUUUGUAAAUAAACUGCUUAAUAUGAA
Sus scrofa (pig) is the source of this 1208-nucleotide messenger RNA. It is a transcript of the gene WDR74, whose product is annotated as WD repeat domain 74. Gene Ontology annotation, biological process: ribosomal large subunit biogenesis. Gene Ontology annotation, molecular function: protein binding. Gene Ontology annotation, cellular component: nucleolus; preribosome, large subunit precursor. NCBI's taxonomy places the organism in Eukaryota, Metazoa, Chordata, Mammalia, Artiodactyla, Suidae. The record is from RefSeq and is marked validated.